GGAAGACAAGGAGGCGCGGGAACUCACUUUACUUUCUCUCUCUCCAUUUGACAGUUCCAUUCACCGCAAUGUUCAGGCUAGCCACUAGAAACGUCGCCCUUUUCUUGCCCCGUUGGUGCUCCCUUGCUCGCUUCUCUCCUUCUCCUCCGUUUCCCUUUCUCAUUUCAUCACUUCCUUCUCGCUUCCUUCGAAUAAAUGGACAUGUUAAAAAUGUAACAAGUUAUGCGGAAAAGAAGGUUUCAAGGGGGAGUACUAAGGCCACCAAGAAGCCCAAAGUGCCAAAUAAUAAUGGUUUAGAUGAUAAAGACCUUCCUCACAUAUUGUGGUGGAAGGAGAGGUUGCAGAUGUGCCGAAAGCUUUCAACUGUCCAACUAAUUGAAAGACUUGAAUUUUCUAAUUUGCUUGGCCUGAAUUCCAACUUGAAAAAUGGAAGUCUGAAGGAAGGAACACUCAACUGGGAAAUGUUGCAAUUCAAGUCAAAAUUUCCACGUCAAGUAUUGCUUUGCAGAGUUGGGGAAUUCUAUGAAGCUUGGGGAAUAGAUGCUUGUAUUCUUGUUGAAUAUGUGGGUUUAAAUCCCAUUGGUGGUCUGCGAUCAGAUAGUAUCCCAAGAGCUGGUUGUCCUGUCGUGAAUCUUCGACAGACUUUAGAUGAUCUGACAACAAAUGGUUAUUCAGUGUGCAUUGUGGAGGAGGCUCAGGGCCCAAGUCAAGCUCGAUCCAGGAAACGUCGCUUUAUAUCUGGGCAUGCUCAUCCUGGAAAUCCCUAUGUAUAUGGACUUGCUACAGUUGAUCAUGAUCUUAACUUUCCAGAACCAAUGCCUGUAGUAGGAAUAUCUCAUUCUGCAAGGGGCUAUUGCAUCAAUAUGGUGCUAGAGACCAUGAAGACUUAUUCUUCUGAAGAUUGUUUGACAGAAGAAGCAGUUGUUACAAAGCUUCGUACUUGUCAAUAUCAUCACUUAUUUCUGCAUACAUCUUUAAGGCAGAAUUCUAGUGGAACCUGCGACUGGGGAGAAUUUGGUGAGGGGGGACUUUUGUGGGGAGAAUGUUCUUCUAGACAUUUUGAAUGGUUUGAUGGAAACCCUAUCUCUGAUCUUUUGGCCAAGGUAAAGGAGCUUUACAGUCUUGAUGAGGAGGUUACAUUUCGGAACGCAACUGUGUAUUCAGGGAAUAGGGCUCGACCUUUAACUCUUGGAACAUCUACUCAAAUUGGUGCCAUUCCAACUGAAGGAAUACCUUCUUUGUUGAAGGUCUUACUUUCACGAAACUGCAAUGGAUUACCAGCAUUGUAUAUAAGGGAUCUUCUUUUGAAUCCUCCUUCAUAUGAGAUUGCAUCCAAAAUUCAAGCAACAUGCAAACUUAUGAGCAGUGUAACAUGUUCAAUUCCAGAAUUCACAUGUGUUUCUUCAGCAAAGCUUGUAAAGCUACUUGAAUGGAGGGAGGUCAAUCAUAUGGAAUUUUGUAGAAUAAAGAAUGUACUUGAUGAAAUUUUGCUGAUGAACAAAACCUCUGAGCUCAAUGACAUAUUAAAACAUUUAAUUGACCCCACAUGGGUGGCAACGGGGCUAGAAAUUGACUUUGAAACCUUGGUUGCUGGAUGUGAAGUUGCAUCUACUAAGAUUGGUGAUAUAAUCUCUCUGGAUGGUGGGAAUGAUCAGAAAAUCAACUCUUUCUCUCUUAUUCCUCAUGAAUUUUUUGAGGAUAUAGAGUCUAAAUGGAAAGGCCGAAUAAAAAGAAUCCACAUAGAUGAUGUAUUUACUGCUGUGGAAAAAGCAGCUGAAGCCUUGCAUAUAGCAGUCACUGAAGAUUUUGUUCCUAUUCUUUCUAGAAUAAAGGCUACUGUAUCCCCACUUGGAGGUCCUAAGGGAGAGAUAUCUUAUGCUCGGGAGCAUGAGGCAGUUUGGUUCAAAGGCAAACGCUUUACUCCGAAUUUGUGGGCUGGUAGCCCUGGAGAGGAACAAAUUAAACAGCUUAGCCAUGCUUUAGAUUCUAAAGGAAAAAAGGCAGGGGAGGAAUGGUUUACCACACUAAAGGUGGAGGCUGCAUUAACAAGGUACCAUGAAGCAAAUGGCAAGGCAAAAGAAAGAGUUUUGGAAAUUUUAAGGGGACUUGCUGCUGAAUUGCAAUACAAUAUAAACAUCCUUGUCUUUUCUUCCACGUUGCUUGUUAUUGCCAAAGCUUUAUUUGCUCAUGCAAGUGAAGGGAGAAGAAGGAGAUGGGUCUUUCCCACACUUGUAGAAUCCCUUGGGUUUGAGGAUGUGAAGUCAUUGAACAAAAUCCAUGGGAUGAAGAUAGUUGGUUUAUUACCUUAUUGGCUCCACGUAGCAGAAGGUGUUGUGCGUAACGAUGUUGAUAUGCAAUCAUUAUUUCUUUUGACAGGACCAAAUGGUGGUGGGAAAUCAAGUUUACUGCGGUCAAUUUGUGCUGCUGCACUACUUGGAAUUUGUGGACUCAUGGUUCCUGCCGAAUCAGCCCAUAUUCCUUAUUUUGACUCCAUCAUGCUACAUAUGAAUUCAUAUGAUAGUCCAGCUGAUAAAAAGAGUUCCUUUCAGGUGGAAAUGUCAGAACUUCGAUCCAUCAUUGGUGGAACCACCAAAAAGAGCCUUGUACUUAUUGAUGAAAUUUGUCGAGGAACAGAAACAGCCAAGGGCACUUGUAUUGCUGGUAGUAUCAUUGAAACUCUUGAUAGAAUUGGGUGUUUGGGUAUCGUAUCCACUCACUUACAUGGAAUAUUUACUUUACACCUAAACAUAAACAACACUGUGCACAAAGCAAUGGGCACAACAUCCAUUGAUGGACAAACAAUUCCUACCUGGAAGCUAACGGAUGGAGUUUGUAGAGAAAGUCUUGCUUUUGAAACUGCCAGGAGAGAAGGAGUUCCUGAGCUUAUUAUCAGAAGAGCUGAAUAUAUUUAUCAGUCAGUUUAUGCUAAGGAAAAGGAACUGCUUUCUGCAGAAAAAUCCUCAAAUGAAAAAAAGUAUUCUACUUAUAUCAAUGUCAGUAAUUUGAAUGGAACACAUCUUCCUUCAAAGAGGUUCUUAUCAGGAGCUAAUCAAACGGAAGUUUUACGCGAGGAAGUUGAGAGUGCUGUCACUGUGAUAUGCCAGGACCACAUAAUGGAACAAAAAAGCAAAAAGAUUGCAUUAGAGCUUACUGGGAUAAAAUGUCUCCAAAUCAGGACAAGGGAGCAGCCACCUCCGUCAGUUGUAGGUUCUUCAAGUGUCUAUGUGAUGUUCAGACCAGAUAAAAAACUCUAUGUUGGAGAGACUGAUGAUCUUGAGGGUCGUGUCCGAGCACAUCGAUUGAAGGAAGGAAUGCAUGAUGCAUCGUUUCUUUAUUUUCUUGUCCCUGGAAAAAGCUUGGCAUGCCAAUUAGAAUCUUUGCUCAUCAACCAGCUUUCUAGUCGAGGCUUCCAACUGACCAAUACAGCUGAUGGUAAACAUAGGAAUUUUGGCACUUCCAACCUGUAUGCAUAACUAGUUAAUAGACAUUGAUGAUUUCUACCUUAACUUUGUUUUUGUCCAGUUUUGUACAGCUUAAUGACUUUAAUUGUCUUCAUGCGCACACGUGCGCAUAUUGAUUGAUGAUAAUGAAGUUUAGGAAGUAACGUCUGCAGCAUUUUUGUUAGAAUUAGUUGCUGCAGCUGCGUUGUGUCUACAUCUGUAAAUGUGCAAAUGAUUGUUCAUUAGCUUGCAAAUAAAAAAGCUCUAUGUUCUAUUCUUAAA
This is a messenger RNA of Glycine soja, 3722 nucleotides long. RefSeq names its product DNA mismatch repair protein MSH1, mitochondrial-like. Gene Ontology annotation, molecular function: ATP binding; ATP-dependent DNA damage sensor activity; mismatched DNA binding. The record is from RefSeq and is a predicted model, not a curated record. Lineage: Eukaryota; Viridiplantae; Streptophyta; Magnoliopsida; Fabales; Fabaceae. Bases 69 to 3473 code for a protein of 1134 amino acids. The transcript is spliced from 22 exons. Gene Ontology annotation, cellular component: nucleus. Gene Ontology annotation, biological process: mismatch repair.